AUGCCUCGUGCGAUCGAUUCCUCUCGGAGCAGCAGCAGCACGAAGGCCACCCUCACCUUCUCCGAGCUGCAAAGUCACAGGCUAGUACAACUAGGUCGAAAAACAUGGCUGCAACGGGAGGAGCCGCUGCAUGCAGACGCGGGGGCUUACUUCGCAGCCGCAGCUGCAGAGAAGCAGAAGGCUGCAGCUGUCGCUGAAGGUCGCGUCAGAGCGCUCAAGAAAGCUCUGGAUCAGAAACUUCCCCGGGAAGCCUCCGACCCCCAGCAGCAAAAGGAGCUCACGAGGCAGCAGCAGCAGCGAGCCUUAGAAGCUGCCGAGAAGCGAGCUGCCUCAGCGAGAGCAGCUGCAGCUGCUGCUGAGGCAGCUAAGGCUUCCUGGGAGGCUCACUGCGCGUCAGCAAGCCACUCGCAAGCAGAUUUAGCGCAAGCUGGCGGAGAAAAGGGAGUAGCGGCCUUAGUAGCCGAGGUGUAUGGACACCUCCGUCGGAGUGGGUUUGGCGGCUCUGCUCUGCAAGCUCUUGAGCACACGCAUUACUUGGAAGCGUUUUUAUGGCCUUCUUUCUGCAGCACGCCUCCUGCUGCGACAGCGAAGGGGCAAGAAGCCUCCGGUACAACUCAGCCAGCACAUCUCCUGAGCAUCUGCGCCUUGUUGCUUGGCUCGGGAGCUAGGGGGGGGGAGAUGCUGCUGCCUCUGUACCGUCAGCCUCGGCAGCUACGCGCGUUGAGGCAAAUAGCAGGGCCUGCCGUCGUGGCUGUAGGCGGCGCUCCACAGAAGGAGGAGAGGGAGGAGCAGCAGCAGCAGCAGCAGCAGCAGCAGCAGCGAGACUUGGCAGAAAAGGAGUCGGAGAAGAAAGAAGCCGCGAGCGAUCUACCCGCCGACUUCUUUGCAGCCAAACUGAAGGCAUUUUUCUACCGUCUCGCGAUGCUCCUCGCCACUGCACAGCUACCCCCUCCGGCAAAGGCGCAGCAGAAGGGACAGACAGCACCAGUGGAAGAAGAAGAGCAGCAGCAGGAGCAAGAGAAAGAAGAAGGGAAGAGUGAUGCUGAGCAGAACGGCAGCAACAGCCGUGGGAGCAACCUUGCGAGCGCGCUUUCCAGCCGCGAGGAUGGUCAAGCGUACAGCAGUACAACGAAGACGCAGCUUUCCCUUGGUUCUUGCGUCAUCUAUUUGACACACGACGAACAACGCCUCCUGGUUUCCUUCUUCAUCUCAGCUUUCUACGGCUUGGAGCAUCCAGUUCUGCGACGCCUUUGUCUGUCGGUAUGCGGUCCUUGCUGCUUCGCGCGACUGCCGCAGUCUGCGCUUCAGCAGCUGCUCGAUAGCAGCGCCGCUGCUGCCCUCCUGUGGAAGCGAGCUCAGAAACGCUUGACGCCUUUGCAGCAAGCAGCAGCGGAGACAGCAGCAGCAGAAGAAGGAAGAGGAGGUAGAGCAGCAGACAGCACAGAAGGACGAGCCGAGGCAGCAGCAGGCGGAAGCACAAAGUCGCCACGCGACAGAGAGCAUUUGCAACAAAUACUCUUGGACAGAGAUUUCAUGUUUGUGCUUAUGCGGAAAUUCGUAGUCCUUUCAGAGGACGUAGCGGGAUCCUUCAGUCAAGACGCAGUCCCCCUUCCCCUGGUGCUGCUGCUUGAGCGCAUGCUGGAGUUUUUCGUGGAUUUGCUGACGCAGCUACCCACACGGCGGUGUCUGCUGCCGCUGCUGCAGCAGCAGCAGCUCUCCGUUCGAGCCGAGCGCAGCGCUGCGGCUGCAUGCAGUGAGGCUGGUGUCUUACGGCAGCUGCUGCAGCAGCUCUUCUUCUACGAGCGGUUCGAAAUCGACGAUGAUACUGGGCGGCCGCUGAGCGCAGCUGCAUGUACAGCUCGGCAUUAUGAUCGCGUUGAGGCUUUCCAGCGGCGCUGCUUUGAACUGGGGGGGGAGAACUGUAGUGGUAAUGGUCGUAGUGGUCAUAGCGGAGCAGCAGAUGGCUCGAAAGCUCCGUUGGCGUGCGCAGCGCUGGCAGACGCUGCCCUCGAGCCUAUAUCAUCAAUUGAUGACUGGAAGCGACUACAGGAGCUCCUGCAGCAGCAGGAGCUCUUGACACUGCUCGAUCUGUGCGUCCACUUGCAGCUGCUGGAUCCCCUGCAGCUGCCGGGCGUGCCGGAGCCGCAAGCCGUCGCAGCAGCAGCAGCAGCGGCAGCAGCAGCAGCAGGAGCGCAGCAGCUAGCGGCUGCUGCAUGCGACAGUCGCAAACGCAGCAAGUCGUGGGUUCGACAGCACUUGGUAGCCGUUCUAGUGAGAGCGCUGCAGCGGCAGAAAGAUCAACUGCAACAAAUCAACAGUCAGCCUCUCUACCCAGAUGAGCUCGAGCUCUGGGAUGAAGUUCUCCUUCCGCAGCAGCAGCUGCACCACUCGCGUCAACUGCAGCAGGCACGAGCGCUUCCCAAACUCAACCUCCAAUUUCUCACCGUCCACGACUAUCUGCUGAGAAAUUUCAAGCUCUUCAGGCUGGAGUCGCUGUAUGAAAUCAAGGAGGAGAUUGAGGAUGCUUUGUGGCGUUUAAAGCCACGUCGCCGACUAGCUGCUAGCGCUGUUGCGGCCGCUUAUCCAUCAGCAUCUAUGCCAGGGCAGCAGCAGCAGCAGCAAGAAGAUCUCUUGCAGCUUGCGGAUGCUGCAGAUUACUUGGGAGGCGAUACUGUGUUUGAGGGGUCUUGUAGAAUGGCGUUGAAGCUCGAAAGGUUUACCGUAGUUGCAGUCCUUCCUCCAAGGGUUGGCGAGCAGUUUCCGUCCGAGGUACAGGCAGAGCUGGUGUUUGAUAUUGCAGGAUGCCCUCAGCAAGUGCGGAGGGAGUGGGACUGUUUGAGAGAACACGAUGUUGUUUUCUGCUUGGCAAUCGCUGCGCCUCUGAAGCCUCUCACGACUAAUCCAGAAGGCCUUCCUCCUUCCCACGUGCGCGCUGGGUUUGGUAUUUUGGCAGUGCGGGGAGCAGAAGUCAUGGAAUUGCUCGAUCAAGAAGGUGUUUGCAUUUCUGAACCAAGCCCAAUUAAGCCGCACAAGCCGGUUGGCACUCUGCGGACGUUGCGCGUGCUGCUGGACAGCUGUGCAUACAGCCGAGAUUUGCAGCAGUUGAAGGAAGGCGGGAUUGUCGACUUUCACGCGCAGAUGAAUGUGUUGUUGCGUCGAAGUGCUCGGCAGAAUAAUUUCAAGGCCGUCCUCGCCACAAUUAAAAGCUUGAUGAACAACCCUGAAGACGUUGUGGUUCCUCCUUGGGUGCACGAUCUCUUCUUAGGCUACGGCGACCCCAAGGGCUGUACGUACACCCGGAUGGCGAGCCGUCUGCCCUCUCUGGAUCUCAGAGACACGUUUCUGGAUGUAGCGCACAUGAAGGAGGCCUUCCCGCUAGCUGAGAGCCUCGAGCUUCCGCACGAAGAGACAGCCGCUGCUUCGCAGCGCUCUCAGCAACAGGGAUACCACAGGCUGCACUUCACGCGACCAAAGCAGCAGGAGGCGGAGAAAGCAGCAGAGGGCUUCGAUGCCUUGGGGGAGGUUGAUGCGCUAGACGCAACAAGGGAACGAAUCCGCUUCGAAAGCUACACGCUUCCCAGCUAUGGUCCAUAUCCCGAAUGCGAACGGAAGCGCAAUCGUAUCAGGUUUACGCCAACGCAAGUGCGCGCUCUGAUAUCAGGCUUGCAGCCAGGCUUGACUGUCGUGUUAGGACCCCCUGGCAGCGGCAAGACGGAUACGGCGGCUCAGUUGGCAUAUCUGCUGUAUCACGCAAAUCCUAACGAGAAGACGCUGCUUGUUGCGCAUUCGAAUGCGGCUUUGAACGACCUUUUCCGAAAGGUAGCUGCCCUUGACGUCGACGAAACACGCCUGCUGAGGCUGGGGAGAGGGUCGUUGGACCUGCAGCAGCAGCAGGAAGUCUGGCAGCAGCAGCAGCAGCAGCAGCAGCGGGAGGACCUUUUGCUCCCUCUUGAGGGGUGUGACGAUGUGGAAGACUUCUCCUUCUCGAAACAUGGACGCGUAAACAAAGUGCUUGAGCGGAGGAAGCAGCUGCUGCAGCGAGUUGGCCGUCUAGGGGAGUGCGUCGAGAAGGAGCUUGCAGCAGCAGCUGCUGCUGCAGCUGCAGCAGCAACUGCCAAGGGGGCAGCCGCAGCUGCAGCGGCGACUUGUGUGUCGGUUGGGGACGUCAGCUCCAGCUGCGAAGCGGCUCUGCAGUUCUUUAAAUACCACAUCCAGUUCAGAACUGAGCGAUACUUUGCCGCGCUGAACACCAUCCGCAAUCUCAAGCAGCAGCAGCAGCAGUUGCCUGAAGGGGAGGAGGACGAAGAAUUUCGCAGAAAGGUGGAAGCGGCAAUCGAGAGGUACGAGCAAGAGAGGGGGAGUCGAAUCUUCGUCAUGCUGCCCGUCAGCCUGAGACGCACAGCCUCCGAAAACAACAGUGACACCACGCAGCAUCAGCACGAGCUAGCUGCAAAGAAACGGCCAGCAAGCGAUCCGCCAUCAAAAGCUAGCGGGAAAAAACGCAGGCAGGAAGCUGCGGCAUCUGAUCCGCAGCAGCAGCCGCAAGAAGAAGAAGAAGAAGAAGAAGAAGAAGAAGAAGAAGAAGAAGAAGAAGACGAAGAAGAAGAAGAAGCCGGGCAGCAGAGUCAACAGGAGCACCUUACAGCCGAAGAAUCUCACUUUACUGUAGACGCGGCAACCGCGCAUUUCAAGUACAGCCGAAGCCUCGAAGAGCUGCUGUUUCCGUUCACAGCCUUCUUUGCGGAUGCCCCUCAGCCGCUUUUCCCAGGAGGAGCAGAGGCAGAUGCUGCAGUUGCUUCAAGCUGCAUUCGCUACUUAGAACAAAUGCAGCACGAGCUGCAAGACUAUAGGGCUUUUGAACUCCUUCGCACGGCGGGGGACAGAGCAGACUUUCUACUGACGACGCAUGCGCGCAUGGUAGCCAUGACAUGCACGCAUGCCGCCAUUACACGGGAUCGCUUGGUGGAUUUGGGGUUCACUUUUGACUCGCUCCUGGUGGAGGAAGCGGCUCAAAUCCUUGAGGUCGAGACAUUUAUUCCCAUGCUUCUGCAGAAAGCCAGGGAGAAGACGUCUCGCCUGAAGCGCAUCAUUCUGAUCGGAGAUAACCACCAGUUGCCCCCCAUUGUUAAACACAUGACGUUGCAGCAGUUUUCGCAUUUGGAUCAGUCGUUGUAUGAGCGUUUUGUGCGGCUGGGGGUGCCUUGCAUAAUGUUGGAUCGUCAAGGACGAGCAAGACCUUCUUUGGGUUCUCUUUAUAGCUGGCGGUAUGCGCGUCUGGAGAAUCUGCCGCUCGUAGAACAAGCUCCUCUUUUUGCAGCUCCCAAUCCAGGAUUAGGCUGUGUAGCGCAGUUUGUGGAUGUGUCGGACUAUAAGGGGCGGGGGGAGAGCUGUCCUUUACCUCACUUUUACCAAAACUUGGGGGAGGCGGAGUACAUCGUUGCAGUGUACAUGCACAUGCGGCUUCUCGGCUACCCCCGCGAGCGCAUCGCCAUCUUGACUACUUACAACGGGCAACUCGCGCUCUUGCAAGACGUCCUGCAACAGAAAUGCGCGUGGAAUCCUGCUAUCGGCAUGCCCAGAGCUGUUGCCACUGUAGACAACUGCAUGUGCCUAGCCGUCCGUCCGCGUCGCAUAUGCAGUCGCAUGCUUUUCCCUCUUGAAACCACCACAGUGCAGAGUGGCGUCCUUCGCAUGCACUACUUCUGCCUCUCGCUUUGUCUCUGCAUGCGCUGACCUUUCCUAUGUCUCGCUGGUGUCUCUUGCGGUGCGCCUCCUGCCUGCGCAGACGUCCUCUUGUCUCUUGUUCGUACAAAUCGCGUUGGUCAUUUGAGAGACAUUCGGAGGCUCAUCGUUGCCGUCAGCCGCGCGAGGCUUGGCCUGUACAUCUUUGGGCGUUGGUCGCUUUUCAGCAACUGUGUAGAAUUGCUGCCUGUCUUCCACCAACUAGCGCGAAACCCCAUACACCUAGCGCUUCAUCUGGACGAAACGGAUUUCAGAGAAACCUUAACGCGCCACACGGAGGCGCUCGCUUCUCGCAAGGACCCCCCACCGUCCCGCGGGCCGCUCACGUACAUCCGCGGCGUUGAGGAGAUGCAGCAGCUCGUGCAGCAGCAUGCAGCCCGUCGCGUCGCCGCGCUAAAGGAGCAGCUGCUCCAGCAGCAGCAGCAGCAGCAGCAGCAGCAGCAGCUGGAACUGGCAGUCGAAGCAGAAGCAGCGCGACUUGCCGCUCUGGAGCCUGAAGAGCCGCGUGGGCCCUUACCCAGCCUAAGGGGGCAGUUUGGCAGUCAAGUGCCGCCUCCGCAGCCUCUGCCUGAAGAACUGGCGAGUCUGCCGUUGCCUGUGGAUGCCACGGAAGUGGCAGCGACGGCUGCAGAAUCUCCUUUGGUGGUUUCUGCAGAGACGGAGUUGGCAGGAGACGGCGACUCCGAUGUCGCUGCUGGUGCCGCAGAGGGGAGCGAACAUGCAGACGUGGAGAAUGCGCGGGAAAUCCCACGUUCGCGGAGUCCCCUUCUGGCCGUUGGGGGCAUUAAAGCGGCAACAGCAUGCAGUGUUCAUGCAUUUUCAACAUGA
Molecule: messenger RNA, 6570 nt
Organism: Cyclospora cayetanensis
Lineage: Eukaryota; Apicomplexa; Conoidasida; Eucoccidiorida; Eimeriidae
Product: RNA helicase aquarius
Exons: 15
Cellular component (GO): catalytic step 2 spliceosome
Molecular function (GO): mRNA binding; helicase activity
Source: RefSeq, a predicted model, not a curated record